AUGUCAGUAGUGUCCGCUGCCGUGCUUCGCCGCCUCGUCGCUAAGGGAAUCGUGUGCCAAUCGGCUCCAUUGUCGACUUCUGCCGAUGGAUCGACCAACUUGAAGGAAGUGCUUUCGAAGAAGAUUCCGGCUCAUAACGCCAAGGUCAAGGAGUUCCGCUCUCAGCACGCCAACACCGUCGUCCAAAAUGUCACCAUUGACAUGAUCUAUGGAGGUAUGCGUUCGAUGAAGGGAAUGGUCACUGAGACAUCGGUUCUUGAUCCCGAAGAGGGAAUCCGAUUCCGUGGCUACUCGAUUCCCGAAUGCCAGAAGCUUUUGCCGAAGGCCAAAGGUGGCGAGGAGCCGAUUCCGGAGGCGAUUUGGUGGCUGUUGUGCACCGGCGAUAUUCCAAGCGAGUCGCAGACGAACGCGAUCACGAAAGAGUGGAACACGCGCGCCGAUUUGCCGGCGCAUGUCGUUCGCAUGCUGGACAACUUCCCGGACAACCUUCACCCGAUGGCGCAAUUCGUCGCCGCCAUCGCCGCGUUGAACAACGAGAGCAAAUUUGCGGCGGCGUAUGCGCGCGGUGUGCCGAAAGCCGCUUAUUGGGAGUACGCCUAUGAGGAUUCGAUGGAUUUGCUCGCGAAACUCCCAACGGUCGCCGCGAUGAUCUACCGCAACUUGUAUCGUGAUGGUUCCGCUGUUGGUGUCAUUGAUCCGAAGAAGGAUUGGUCGGCGAACUUCUGCUCGAUGCUUGGCUAUGAUGAUCCGUUGUUCGCUGAGCUCAUGCGAUUGUACCUUGUGAUCCAUUCGGAUCACGAGGGUGGAAACGUGUCGGCGCACACGUCGCAUUUGGUCGGAUCGGCGCUCUCGGAUCCGUACUUGUCGUUCUCGGCCGCCAUGGCCGGAUUGGCUGGUCCGCUUCACGGAUUGGCCAAUCAGGAGGUGUUGGUGUUCUUGAACAAGAUUGUCGGCGAGAUUGGCUUCAACUACACCGAGGAGCAACUCCGCGAUUGGGUUUGGAAGCACUUGAAGAGCGGUCAAGUCGUUCCGGGAUACGGACACGCUGUGUUGAGAAAGACGGAUCCGAGAUACGAGUGCCAACGCGAGUUCGCCCUCAAGCAUUUGCCGAAGGACGAUUUGUUCAAGCUCGUCUCGACGUUGUACAAGAUCACGCCAGGAGUUCUCUUGGAGCAAGGAAAGGCGAAGAACCCAUGGCCGAAUGUUGAUGCCCACUCGGGUGUUCUUUUGCAAUACUUUGGAAUGACGGAGAUGUCGUUCUACACGGUGUUGUUCGGUGUCUCGCGUGCUCUCGGAUGCCUCUCGCAGCUCAUCUGGGCUCGCGGAAUGGGAUUGCCAUUGGAGCGUCCGAAGUCGCACUCGACUGAGGGACUUAUCAAGUUGGCCGCCGCCGCCAAGAAGUAA
Molecule: messenger RNA, 1404 nt
Organism: Caenorhabditis bovis
Lineage: Eukaryota; Metazoa; Nematoda; Chromadorea; Rhabditida; Rhabditidae
Source: the annotation of a GenBank genome assembly